UUGAAGCUAUGAUUCUAUAAACAACUGUGCACUCAGCUUUGGGAUUUGAUCUGAAUCCUUAAUUGCUGUCACAAUGAGUUGUAGCUUCAAGCACACCUCUAAAAGCUACUCUUUAGGUGGUAGCAGUGGUGGUGUUUGUGGUAGGGGCGGUGGGUUCUCUUCAAGCUCCUGUAGAAGAUAUGCUUCUUCCAGAGCAAUCAGUGGAGGAGGUUUUUCUAGUAGGAGCUUUGGUGGAGGAAGUGCCAGGUGUGGUUAUGGAGGAAGUUAUGGAGGAGGCAUGAGCAGUGGAAGUUAUAGUGGCAUUGGGGGAUUUGGUUGUGGUUCUGGAGGUGGCUUUGGUGAAGGCAGCAUUGGCUUUGGUGGCGGCAGCAUUGGCUUUGGUGGCGGCAGCAUUGGUGGUGGAGGAGGUUUUGGGGGUGAUGAUACUGGCUUCCUUUCCAACAAUGAAAAGAUGACCAUGCAGAACCUUAAUGAACGCCUAGCAUCUUACUUGGACAAGGUGCGAUGUUUGGAGGAAGACAACCUUCAGCUCGAACAUCUAAUCAGGGAGUGGUAUCAGACACAUGGUCCUCAAGGUGGAAAGGAUUACAGCCACUAUUAUGGACCAAUUGAAGACCUUCUAAACCAGAUUGUUUUGGCAACUGUGGCAAAUAACAAGAUUAUACUGGACCUAGAUAAUGCCAGGAUGACUGCUGAAGACUUCAGGAUGAAGUAUGAGACUGAAUAUAGUCUUCGGCAGAGUGUGGAGGGUGAUAUUAAUGGCUUGCGCCCUGUGUUGGACAACCUGACUUUAGCUAAGUCUGACCUGGAGAUGCAAUUUGAGUCCCUACGGGAGGAGCUGAUUCAACUCAAGAAGAAUCAUCAGGAGGAAAUGAGUUCAUUGCAGUCAGAAUCUGGUGGUGAUGUCAGUGUGGAGGUCAGUGCUGCUCCAGGAGAAGAUCUGAUGGGAAAAUUGAAUGAGAUGAGAAAGGAGUAUGAAUACAUCAUCCAGAGGAACCGUGAGGAGGUUGAACGCUGGUAUGAAAGCAAGAUGGAAGAGGUUAGACACGAAGUCCACACCAGUGGUCAGGAGAUUGAAUCAAGCAACCAACAGGUCUCAGAGCUGAGACGUGAAUAUCAGAGACUGGAAAUUGAGCUCCAGUCUCAGCUCAGCACGUUACAGUCCUUGCAAUCCAACUUGGAGGACACAGACUACCGUUACAACAUGCAGCUGCAGCAGAUCCAGAACAUGAUCAUCCCUGUGGAAGAAGAACUGGCCAGUAUCCGAUGUGAAAUGGAGAGUCAGAAUGAGGAGUACAAGAUGCUACUUGGCAUCAAGACUCGCCUGGAACAGGAAAUCUGUCAAUACCGGGAGUUGCUUGAUGAAGGACAGCAUGACAUUGGCUACAUACAGGGAGGAGGAGGAGGAAGAGGAGGACAUGGAGGAGUUAGUUGGUCAUCAGCUGGUGGAAGUGGUGGAGGAGGAGGAAGUGGCUGGUCAUCAUGUGGUGGAGGUGGUACUAGCUGGUCUUCAGGAGGAGGAUGUGGCACUGGAGGCACAGGAGGAAGAUCCUGUAGUAAAAUUUCAGGAGGAGGUGUCUGUGGUGGGGGUAACUCUUCUUACUGCUUUGCUUCAUCUUCCCAGCCUCAGCCCAACAAAAGUGAAGGCCAAGAAGGUAAUGAAAAUCUAAGAAUUUGCCUACAGGGGAAUAAUACAUUGGAGAGAGGAGCAACAAUGGAAGAAGUGACUGAAGCCAUAAAGACUAUGAAAUCUGGGCAAUCCAGGAAGCUUUAUGCCUGAUCAGCAACACCAGCCUCUCCCAGUGCAGGACCUUCAAGUCAAACUUCAGACAAAGUGGAAGUGCUCCCAGGAUGUUCAGUGCAUGCCUGUGCAAAUGAGCAAGGAGAAAUGCUUAUUCCUAUUACUCAGUGCUGUUGAUGACAUCUAUACCAGCAGGCUCAUCUGAGCUGCUCAGAUGGCCUCCUCCAUGCUAUCUGUUUCUUUCCUCUGCAUUCUUGUGUCCAGACACUGUUACUUAAUGGAACUGUAUUGUGCUUAGAAAUUUACCUCCUGAUGAAAAAUAUCUUGAAUAAAGCUUCAUUUCUGUCUGCUGCAACCAUAAAA
This is a messenger RNA of Alligator mississippiensis (American alligator), 2104 nucleotides long. RefSeq names its product keratin, type I cytoskeletal 9. The record is from RefSeq and is a predicted model, not a curated record. Gene Ontology annotation, molecular function: structural molecule activity. Lineage: Eukaryota; Metazoa; Chordata; Crocodylia; Alligatoridae. The transcript has 9 exons. Gene Ontology annotation, cellular component: keratin filament. The coding region runs from base 74 to 1780 and encodes 568 amino acids.